AUGGACUUCGAGUACACUACAAGUCCGAAAAUCUAUACAACUCUCAAUGAGCAGCUGCCACCGAUUUCUUUGGUAGUUUCAGACGGAUCAACAAGACGCUGUAUUGAAGAGCCUACACCCGCCUUGGAUACAUCGUUCAAAGCCGAUGCACAUCAAGAUGAUCUGAAGAAAAGCAGUGAUACUCAAUCUCAAGCUGAUGAAGAGCUACCGGAAAAUUCGGAUGCUUCUCCAUUGUUUGAGGCUGAAGACUUUAUGGGCGCUGGCUACGAGUACGACACCUGCUUUGGCGUCAGAGCGAUUUCCGAUCAUUUCCUGUACAUCUGA
Molecule: messenger RNA, 324 nt
Organism: Grosmannia clavigera kw1407
Lineage: Eukaryota; Fungi; Ascomycota; Sordariomycetes; Ophiostomatales; Ophiostomataceae
Exons: 2
Coding region: 1-324 (107 amino acids)
Source: RefSeq, a predicted model, not a curated record